Molecule: messenger RNA, 750 nt
Organism: Lactuca sativa (garden lettuce)
Lineage: Eukaryota; Viridiplantae; Streptophyta; Magnoliopsida; Asterales; Asteraceae
Source: RefSeq, a predicted model, not a curated record
AUGGCGAAACAUUUAUGUUUUCGUAUAGUUGGUGACGUUACUAACAUUUCUGAAUAUAUUAGACAACGCCAAGAUGCAAGAGGUGUGGAUGGGUUUUCAGAAAUACAAAAAUGCGUAGUUGCGGUUCGUCAAUUAGCUUACGGUUCUGUUUCUGAUUCAUGGGACAAAUAUUUUCAAAUGCUUGAGUGUGUAGCUAGGGACAGUUUAGAUGAGUUUUGCAUAUGCGUUGUCACUAUUUACGGUCCAUGGUAUUUGCGUAAACUCACUUUUACUAACGUUCAAUCAUUAUAUGUUCAUCAUGCUAGUGUUCAUGGCUUUCCUAGUAUGCUUGAAAGUUUGGAUUGUCUUCAUUGGGCUUGGGGUAGUUGUCCUAAUGCAUGGCAAUGGCAAUUUACACGGGGUGAUAAGGGGCACCCGACAGUCAUACUUGAAGUUGUUGUGUCACAUGAUCUUUGGAUUUGGCAUGUUUUUUUUGGUGCUCCCAACUCAAACAACGAUAUUAAUGUUUUAGACAUGUCGUCCAUAUUCAAUGGGUUUUGUGAUGCGUCCGCACCUAACUAUCCAUUUCAAGUGAAUGGAACGACGUACAGUUAUGGGUAUUAUCCUGUUGAUGAUAUUUACCCUGAAUUUGUUGUGUUUGUGAAAACGCUAACAUGUCUAGGUGAUCCCAAACGCAUCAAGUAUAAAACAUACCAAGAAAAGGCUAAGAAUGAUGUCGAACGAGCAUUUGGAGUCCUCAAGAAGCGUUGA